This is a messenger RNA of Psylliodes chrysocephalus, 1550 nucleotides long. Lineage: Eukaryota; Metazoa; Arthropoda; Insecta; Coleoptera; Chrysomelidae. The record is from the annotation of a GenBank genome assembly.
AUGGUCUUUGAUAUAAGAAGAUUGUCAUUGUCAAUACGAAUGUCAAAUUAACCUAACCACACAAAUCAUAAUUAUUGUCAAAUUAAGUAAUAAAUAAUUUUUUUUAUUUAAAUUCUACCUUUUUUAAAAUACAACUGUAAAGUUUUUUAAAAAGUUGAAUCCAACCAUGCCAGCUUACCAUUCAAGUUUUCUGGAACCUAUACAGAUAAUAGGAAAUACGGCUAUCUUGCCUCUGAAAACACGAUUCAAAGGGCCUGGUCCUAUACAAUCUAAUGACCAGGAACAAGACAUCAUUGAUGAGUCACUGUAUUAUUUUAAAGCCAAUGUAUUCUUCAGGACAUAUGAAAUAAAAUCCGAGUCAGAUAGACUGUUGAUUUAUAUUACAUUGUACAUAACGGAAUGUUUAAAGAAGCUACAAAAAUGUAGUAAUAAAAAUCAGGCUUACAAUGAAAUGAAGAGUUUGGCAAUUUCUAGGUUUGAUAUUCCUGGAGAUCCAGGAUUUCCAUUAAACUCUGUAUAUAGUAAACCUGCCAACUCAAAUGAGGCAGACCAAUUUAAAAACUAUUUAACCCAAUUGCGACAGGAAGUUGGUAUGAGAGUAUGUGAUAAAGUUUUCGGUGAGGAUGGUAAACCAAGUAAAUGGUGGCUCUGUUUUGCAAAAAAGAAGUUUAUGGAUAAGUCCUUAUCUGGGCCAGGACAAUAAAUUAUAUGAAGGUUUAUUUUAUUGCAGGGUAUCACAGGGAUAAACAAAUCAUUUUAAAAAGAGGGUUACCUUUUUUGUAAUAAUCUGAUAUUGUUCCUACUGAUUGAAAUCACUCAAUUUUUUUUUAUAAAUUUAACAUUAUGUUACCAUUCCAAAUUCAUUCAUUUGGAAAAAAAAAUAAAUUUGGCAUACAUAUGCUGCGUUUGAAUAUCCACAUCUGAUGUAUUUUUUACAUUUCAAGCGAUUGUUUAUCCACAUUGGACACAUCUGUCCUACUACAACUUACGUAUGUUGAAUCACAUGAUCAGAGAUUCACAUCUCAAAUGCAUCUGAUGUGGAUAUUUAAACGAAACAUAUAUGUUUUAAAAAGAAUCUACAUACUCAAUUAAAAUUAUUAUGACAUUCUAAAUAUCUAUGAAUUAUCCAUAAUUUAUCAAAGCAAUGACUUUGUAGUCUUCAAUUAUUUUUAUUACACUAUUAUCAUCACUGCAUAGUUAAAGCCUUGUGAUGCCCAGAAUGUUUUAAUUAGUAUUUACCCACAUGGUUAUUUUUAAAUUGGUUUCAAACUGUAUGUAUAAGUGAGAAAAUAAAACUUGGAGAUAAAAUAAUUCAAACUUUGCAAAAUAACAAAUUCGAAAUAAAAUGUUUCAAUUUUGAAGUAAUAGAGGAAAAAUGAUUCUUACGAUGUACUUCCCAUUUAAAAAUGACCAUAUUUCAGUAAUUUUUAGGCAUACCUACCUAUUUAUAUUUUAAAAUACAACUAUAAAUUUUAUGUUUAUCUUUAAAGCAGUGAUUAUAUCAUUUCCUGUGUUUUUAUACUUUUAUUUAAGUAAAAAAAUUAUGUUUU